Molecule: messenger RNA, 3073 nt
Organism: Electrophorus electricus (electric eel)
Lineage: Eukaryota; Metazoa; Chordata; Actinopteri; Gymnotiformes; Gymnotidae
Product: ras-related protein rab7
Biological process (GO): endosome to lysosome transport; phagosome-lysosome fusion
Cellular component (GO): late endosome; lysosome; phagocytic vesicle
Molecular function (GO): GTP binding; GTPase activity
Source: RefSeq, a predicted model, not a curated record
GUUUCUCUUCAAAAGCUUCUAUGUGUACUGGUGUAACAUUUGUAGGAUGUGUGCUAUAAGGCACAGUAUUCUGAAUAUUCACAAAUGGAGUCUUGAUAAAUAGGCUGGUUUUAUAGCUGCAUUGUACUGAGGAGCUUAUUGUCUAAAAAUGAUGGCAGAGUGGAGUAAAUCCCAUCUGAAAGUGGUUCUGGUAGGAAACUCUGGUGUGGGAAAAUCUUCAAUUAUGACUCGAUUUGUGGACCAUCGAUUUACUAACAUGUAUCGUGCUACCAUUGGGGUGGAUUUCCUGACUAAAGAGAUGACUGUGGACCAAAGCCCAGUGGUCUUUCAGAUCUGGGACACCGCUGGCACAGAGAGGUUCCACUCAUUGGGCACUUCCCUGUACCGCAGGGCUCACUGCUGCCUUCUAGUGUUCGAUGUGACCUCAGCAGCUUCUUUUAGUGCUCUGGACGGCUGGAAGAAGGAGUUCCUUGCACAGUCAUGCCCCACCGAACCUGCAAGUUUCCCCUUCAUAGUCCUUGGCAAUAAGACUGACCUGGAUGUCCGAGAGGUUUCAAUGAACCGUGCACGGCUGUGGUGCGAGGCUGUGGGAGCGCAGUAUUUUGAGUGCAGUGCUAAGGAAGGCACAGCAAUUGACGCAGCGUUCGAAGUUGCAGCCAGAGCUGCUCUGCACUAUUUUAGGUCUAAUGCUAUGGAUCAUAGAGAAGAAGUCAAAAUAACCAGCAAGCAAGAAACAAACAGCAAACAGUCAGAAGUCCUGCGAAGUCCCCAGUGUAACUGCUGAAGUCCUACUGAGGUCCCAGUGUAGUGACUCAAAUGGACAACAGGUGCGAUUAACCUCAGAUGGAAACAAACAUCCAUUCAUCAAAGGCUAGAUUUACUGAGCCAUCUGUUUAAUCAUUUUAUGACACAAUGCAAACAGGACACGUUUUACCAGCUUGUUGACAAUAUAAUCUUGAUACUUUUAAUUACAUGCAUCUUUUGGAAGCAGGGGAUUUGAAGAACAAAAAUAUCGAUUUACUUUAACCUCUCCUCCUACCACAUACCUUUGAACAAAGGUCUUCAAACGGUUCUUGAAAAUCCUUCUGACAUUUGUGCUUCGUGUACCGAGUCUUAAGAAAUUCUUGACUGGUUGGUUGUUUUAUAGUUGAAGUGGAAGUGUUUAAACAGACCCUUGAUGGUCAUUGGUGACAGGGUUUAAACAAGUCGACACAUUUCUGAUGGGGAUGUAUUCACCUUGAUGUAUGCAAAUAACAAUGGGCACCAAAAAUGUACCUUUUUUUUGGUCCUACAAACUAUAAUAGACAAAGUAUUAGAAGAUCCACCUAUCAGGCAUUGUUUUAAGUGAAAGCAAAUUACGUAUUCAUAAAUAAGGCCAUUAUUACUACGCACUGUUUGAUUUACGCCUGUAUUUGGGCUCAGGAAAAUCCUUCUUCAGUGUCCAGCAAUAAUCUGACAACAUAGAGGGGAUCCACUUUCCUUGGUAACACAUUUCCCUACUAUACAUUGUCAUUUGCAAGUAUACUAUAAUAAAAAACUAUGGCUGACAAAAUCUGAAACCAUUUUCAUUAAGCAUGCCAAAAUAUAUAAGAAACAGGCUUUUGGGAAUCAUUUAAUCAGGGUAACUGAGCAAAAAAAAAAAACAAAAAAAAAGUGUCAACCAAAAAGUGGCUAAAAAAAGAUGAGAAGAAUGCACCUUUAUUUAGAGUCUGAAUAGAAAAGUAUGUAUUUUAUUGGCCAUGACGGGUGAUAAUCGAUCUAUCAGACCCUCAUCUUUUUCUUUCUUUCUUUGCUUUCAGUUUAGACUGAAAAACCCAAGUAGCGCACUCAUGAGAUUCACGAGUCUGGACACGUGUCCAGCCUGACUGGACACAUUUUGUCUGCUGGGAUCUCACAGGACUCUUAGAUGACAGUAGUGAGACUACAAAGGAACUGAGUUUGGUGCUUUGGCGUGGAAUUCACUUCACCUUUCAAGCACAUAAACGUAAUUUGUAGCAGCAACAAAUUUACGUGUAAUUUGAGAAUAAGAGGGCUGGUAUGCUAUAGAGGUUUGUCUUUAAUAGUCAUAUAAAAAUGGUCAAAAACCUUUGUACAAGCAUGUGUUAAUUUUAAAUUUACAGGAUUGCCAGAAAUUGAGGCAAAGAUGUUCUUUAAUUUCUCAAAACAAAAAAAAGGAAGGAAGAAAAAAAAAAUAUAUAUAUAUAUAUAUAUAUAUAUUUAUAUAUAUAUCCCAUUUACCCCAAAGCGUCUUACCACAUAAAUCAAAAGGACAUAAGUUGAACUGCUGCUAGAAUCACACCAGCUAAAUGAGUCUUAUUCCCAAACAAGAAGUCAAUAUGAAUCACCAGGGGCACAGUAUAUAUUCUUGGCAGGUGGGGGGAGGGGUAGUGUAAGUCAAGACACAAAAAGGAAAUUGGGAGAUGACCAACAUGUAGAAACCUUGUUGUUACAGGUAAUAUGUAAAAUGCCAGGAUGAAAUCAUUUUCUUUUGUAGUAGGAAUGAACUAUAAUACAAUUGAACCCGUCCUUCGCUUUAAAUCAAUAAGAACAUCAAAAAAAGAAUCCCCGAUCGGUCAAGGAAUCCGUUUUAAAGACAAAACAAGCAGACAUUAAAACGGACUCUGUAAACAGUUAAAUUUUUCUGUAAAAUACAGAGCCAAACAAGAAGGAAAGUAAAAAUUUAUUAAGUUUCACAUGGACAACUUCCUUCACAAUCUAGAGCAGAGAAAAAUCUACAAAUCCCGAUUCUGGAACAUUCUAAAAAAGCUAGAGGGAAAGCCAGAGUGAGCAGAUCAACCCUGGGAAUACAGGACAUGGAGAACACACACACACACAAAAAAAAAAAAAAGCUUGGUAGGACAUCUCCGUGGUUGGCGUACAACAUACACUAAAUGGAACAAGCAUAAAAAAUCUGAAGUAAACAAAGUUGGCGACACACCCCUGCCUGUAUGCGGAAGGCUCUUUCAACUCCAUUCAGCUACACCACACCUCAGUGUGUCAACACUGCCAGCACACUUUACAUCACACACCAUUAUACCAAGCGCACUAAACCAGUCAAGCUUUCAUACACUCU